Molecule: messenger RNA, 838 nt
Organism: Aspergillus saccharolyticus JOP 1030-1
Lineage: Eukaryota; Fungi; Ascomycota; Eurotiomycetes; Eurotiales; Aspergillaceae
Product: glycoside hydrolase family 12 protein
Exons: 4
Coding region: 27-701 (224 amino acids)
Biological process (GO): polysaccharide catabolic process
Molecular function (GO): cellulase activity
Source: RefSeq, a predicted model, not a curated record
CAUUAAGCCACUGUGAACAUUCCAAAAUGAAAGCCUCUCUCUUGCUUGCGCCCUUCGUCGGCGCCGUCUUGGCCUACGGGGCAUACACCGUCAACAACAACCUCUGGGGCAAGGAUGCGGGCUCCGGCUCCCAGUGCACCACCGUGAAGUCCGCCUCGAACUCUGGGAUCUCCUGGUCGACCAAGUGGGACUGGUCCGGCGGCGAGAACUCGGUCAAGAGCUACGCCAACUCGGGCGUCCGUUUCACGAAGAAGCUCGUCAGCCAGAUCAGCCAGAUCCCCAGCACUGCCAAAUGGAGCUACGACAACGCGGGCAUCCGGGCUGACGUGGCUUAUGACCUGUUCACUGCGGCGGAUAUCAACCAUGUUACUUACAGUGGUGAUUACGAACUCAUGGUGUGGCUCGCCCGUUAUGGUAAUGUUCAGCCCAUCGGAUCCAAGAUCGCUACCGCCACCGUUGACGGGAAGAGCUGGGAACUGUGGUACGGGGCGACUGGCGCGCAGAAGACCUACAGCUUCGUGGCGUCGACUCCGGUCACGAGCUUCAGCGGGGACAUCAACAACUUUUUCAAGUACUUGACGCAGCAUCACGGCUUUCCGGCGAGUAGCCAGUACCUGAUUAAUGUGCAAUUCGGCACUGAGCCUUUUACCGGAGGGCCUGCGACGCUUACCGUGUCUGAUUGGUCUGCAAGUGUGCACUAGUGGAGUGUCUUCAAGCGGCCGUGGAUGAUGCUAGCGCUUGCACGCCUAUUGCUUUUGAGAGGAGAGAAAAGUUGGGGGGGAUUUGGAGAAGUUCAGCCGUUGAGAGGGAGUCGAUAAGUUCUGUUUCGGUGUGUUCG